This is a messenger RNA of Trichoderma aggressivum f. europaeum, 240 nucleotides long. RefSeq lists its product as uncharacterized. Bases 1 to 240 code for a protein of 79 amino acids. Lineage: Eukaryota; Fungi; Ascomycota; Sordariomycetes; Hypocreales; Hypocreaceae. The transcript has 2 exons. The record is from RefSeq and is a predicted model, not a curated record.
AUGAGCUCAUCUAGUACUGCUGGAUCAGAUUCCUCCGACUCCAAGGAUACACGAACACAACCUUGGAAAGAAUGGGCGGAAGCUGAGUUAGCUGCUCGCAGGGAAGUAAAUGAAGCAGACCUGGAACAAAACCACAACGGCGAAAAUGAAGGUGGUAGCAACGUCCAGGGCGAAGGCGAGGGUGAGGUUGAUGGUGAUGGUGAUACCGGUUCACCGACCAAUACAAACAAGGCCGGAUAA